This is a messenger RNA of Aspergillus aculeatus ATCC 16872, 1143 nucleotides long. RefSeq names its product bZIP transcription factor. Lineage: Eukaryota; Fungi; Ascomycota; Eurotiomycetes; Eurotiales; Aspergillaceae. The transcript has a single exon. Bases 1 to 1143 code for a protein of 380 amino acids. The record is from RefSeq and is a predicted model, not a curated record. Gene Ontology annotation, molecular function: DNA-binding transcription factor activity. Gene Ontology annotation, biological process: regulation of DNA-templated transcription.
AUGUCGGAUCACAGUCAUCUGAGCUCGGCGGAGAAAAAGCGCCUCCGCGAUCGACGGGCGCAGCAGAAUUCUCGAAGUAAAAAGUUGCAGUAUCUCAGUCACCUCGAAGAUCGCAUCGCACGGCUAGAAGAGCAGGUCGCUCACUGUCGGCAACACCACACCGAUGAAGGCGCCCAACAGCGAUCUGAAGAGCUAGAGACCCUCCGGAGACAAAAUGCAUCUCUUCUUGCGCGUCAACGACAGCUGAAAAAUCUCCUGCAAUCUUGGGACAUCGAUGCGCUGACGUCUCCGGAAGCUGCCACGGGACCAGCUUGUACCCCCGAGGCCGCCGAUGUCGAGAGCCUGCGUCCUCCACUACCAUCGCUACCACCGCCGAUAGCAGUCUCGCGCAGCUUGAUAGACCCCUUGGAAGCUAGUAGAAGAACUCUACCCAUCCCGCCGAUCGCUCCAAUCCUGCCACCGCUGCCGCCACUCGCAGCUACUAUCAACUACGCUCACGACUCUACAAACUCACCAGAGCCACUCUGGAAACGCAUUCCACUCACCAACGACGACCCGUCAGCCCCCUACAUGAAUUGGGUAGCUUAUCAGGAGCAGAUCAGAGCAUCCCCGGACUCCCCCGCCUCUCCGCUGGAUCUCCUGUACGGCUCCAAGACCAACGUCCUGGCAGACCUAGUCUACCGCACCACGAAGCGACGGCCGCUGCGCGACCCCGAGCGCCUGGCCUGUGGGUGGCUAGCCUACCACCUGCUCAAAUGGAUGUACUCUCCCAGUCCCAGCCGAUUCGCUCGGCUGCCAACCUUCAUGCAUCCGAAUAUCGACCAAAUCAACAUUCCCCACCUUGGGUCGAUCGACCUCAUGAUCUGGCCGCAGAUCCGGUCCAAUCUGAUCCGUCGUUGGCACAUCUACGAGGGUCAGCGUGACGAUCUCUUUGGGUUCCUGGCCUGUUGUCUCAAGGUCCGUUGGCCCUGGGGCGAGAGUAUCCUCGAGCGCGAUGAUCAGGAUCAACUCCGUAUCCGACGCAGCUUCUACGAGACGUUCAUGACCAUCGAGGGAUGGGGACUCACCCCCGAUGUCAUUCGAAGCUACCCCAGUAUUUUGACGGGGGUUGACCUGCAGUCUAUUGUGUAUGAGGUCCUGUGA